AUGGCACCUCGACGCGGAGGAGGAAGUUACUGGGGCGGCUAUGGAGACUACAACCCCUGGAGCGAGACAAUUUUACUGUCUGUGAAACGUAGCGGGCGCUACUAUGGUGAUAACUACGAGGAGCUCUUCUAUGCACAAUUUGCCUUCGACCUCCUCUGUCUCAUCGCAUUUGCUGUCUUCCUCAUCUGGGCCUCCCGAUUCCGCAGCCAGGGUCUCCCCUUGCCGUCCAUAAUUUCUGCGCUUGUGUGCUUCAUCCUUUACGAAAUCUUGGUCGUCAUCUACGAAGGCCUAGUGGUCGCCGAGACAUUGGUGACCUAUUACUAUCUGAUCAUUUCGAUGCUCUGGGAGUUAUUCGUCGUUGUUGCGAUUGCUAUCACAUUUCACAUCUUUUGGUCUUUCAUCCACAGAUUCCUGGCCCGUCUCUCAGACUCUGGUAGACCAAGCUCGGCAGUGGCCGCCGUGCACUGGAUCUUCUUCAGUAUUAUCUUUGUGGUCGGUCUUGCCGAGUUUGCCCUCACUGUCGUUACUUAUGUCUACAUGGUGAACCCGGGAGCUGGUGAUAUCUACAGUAUGGCAAACGCUGGCGCGCGACUGGGUGCUGCAUUGAAAAUCAUCUAUUGGUUGAUGUCCAUGGAGAUCCUCGCCUGGCUGGCCUUUAUUUUUGUCAAGUCCGGUCGUUUGAUGUCGAAGACACCUGUCAUUACACUCAUCGCUGGCGCCGUCAGCUGGUUCGCCGUCUGCUUCGGCUGGGCCGUUGUCCAAAUCCACUACACCCUCCUAGUCAACCCUGCUCCCACCUACCUGUCCUUCGCCCAAUCAGUCAUCCAGCUCAUCUUCUGGAUCGGCACGUUCACGGGCAUCCUUCUUUGCUGCGGAAAGUGGAGGACACUCGGCGACGCACAUGAGAAGCACUCUGUUCCCCAGGGCCCGGUCUCCCAGUAUCCCAGCCAGUAUCCUCACCAGGACCAAGCUCAGUAUCCUGCGCCAUAUCCCGAGGGACAGUACGCUCCAGCCCCGCAACCAUAUGCCACAGCUCCGUACCAGGAUUACUCGGCGCAGUCGGCUCAGCAGCAGAUCCCUUCACCUCGCUGA
Penicillium bovifimosum is the source of this 1092-nucleotide messenger RNA. RefSeq lists its product as uncharacterized. The transcript has 3 exons. The record is from RefSeq and is a predicted model, not a curated record. The coding region runs from base 1 to 1092 and encodes 363 amino acids. Lineage: Eukaryota; Fungi; Ascomycota; Eurotiomycetes; Eurotiales; Aspergillaceae.